Molecule: messenger RNA, 2377 nt
Organism: Fundulus heteroclitus (mummichog)
Lineage: Eukaryota; Metazoa; Chordata; Actinopteri; Cyprinodontiformes; Fundulidae
Product: beta-2-glycoprotein 1
Exons: 8
Coding region: 60-1151 (363 amino acids)
Source: RefSeq, a predicted model, not a curated record
GCUCUCAUCCAGUAGUCCCCCUCCCAGGGGACACAGAGCUGAUUCGACGCUCCGACAAGAUGGCUCCCACAUUGCUGCUUCUCAGCCUUGCAGCUAUUUGCGCAACUGUAACACCUGCAAAAGUUUGUGGCCGGCCUCGUAUCUCUGACGGAGUUGAUGUUUCUUCCCUGAAACGUGUGUUUGAGAUUGGAGAGGAUGUGACCCUCUCAUGCGAGCAGGGCUAUCUGCCUUCCACGGCAACACCUCCCAGAAUAACCUGCACAGCUACGGGAGAAUGGACACCGGCAAACCUGGCAUGUUCCCCUAAGAUGUGCCCGAUACCCAGGCCAUUGCAGCCAUUUGCAAAAGGGAGGGUAGAAGCUCCUUUUAAAAGUGUGCUUAACUUUUCAUGUGAUGAUGGGUACGUCAUGAUAGGGGCUAAUGAAAGCAAGUGUUUACAUGAUGGCACCUGGAGUAAUCCACCUCCUCUCUGCAAAGGCGUGAACUGUCCACUACCCAAGCCACCGAGAGAGGGCAGAAUAGUCCAUGAUAAGCCAGUAGCAGGAACUGCAACUAUUUAUGGACAAGGCUGGACAUAUGAGUGCAAUCCACCCAAAGCACCAACUUAUGAGAGAGGGUCCUGCAUGGCUGAUGGUAGUGCAACUGAACCGCCAGUUUGUCGAGAUGUGAGCUGCCCCAUUCCAACAAACGUACCAAACGGGGUCAUCACAUUUGCUGUGAUGAGGCAACACGGGUACAAGGAGAAGGUUAAGUAUUCCUGCAAUGAGCAUUAUACUCUGGAGGGUGAGGCUGAAAUACAGUGCCAAAACACAGGAAACUGGUCAUCAAAGCCAGUCUGCAGGGCUCCCUGUACAGUUGGCAUCAAAAGAGGCCGCAUCUUCUAUAACGGCAGAAAGCUCUGGAUUGAAGACCUGAAGCCAAACAGAGUGCUCCAUAAAGAAAUAGUUGUCUUCUAUUGCAAGAACAAAGCUGAGAAGUGUGGCUACACUGUGGCCAGCACCUGUAACGAUGGAAACCUCCCCAUCCCCGACUGCUUUGAGGAACCAGGCAGAAUAGAGUACAACCUAAAGUCUAAAAACCUUGCAUCAGAAAUCAGAAUGUGUGCGGCACCACCCACUGCAAGCCCAACAAGCCCACCGAGACCUGCGUGACAGAUUCAAAGAGCCAAUAGCUGCGAAACGGGCUGAAUCAUUUUCUUAAUGACCCUUGGUUUUGUUAAUUUAGACUGGCAACAAAUAAAUGGAAGAUGAUUAAAGCAAGCCAAGAAAAUGUGUGUUAAUAAAAUGUUGACAGAGAUGAGUUAUGAAAGCUGUGAAAUUCUAAUGUGCGAUCAUUUUAAUCCAGUAAUGCCAACUCACAUGCCAGUGCCAUCUCGAGGUCCAGUUCAUUUCUGAUUCUUCAGAAAUGUACGAUAAAUCAAACGCAUACCAAGAAAAUUCAAUCAUCAUGAUAGAACAGGUCCAAUGCAAUUUAAUUGAUAUGAGACAGUGUAAAUCAGAUUAAAAUAUGAAUUUGUCAAAGGUUGUCGGUGUAAGGAAUGUGAUGACAGUGAGAAAGGGAUGACUUUUAUCAUGUAGAGGAUUCCAGCAGACAUACACUAAAAUAAUAAAAAAAAAAUGUCCAAAUUCCAUCUAUGGUUUUGAUUUUUUUUUUAAGAAAAAUUAAAAAAAAAUUGGUAAAUUGUUCUAAGCAAAAAGUCUAAGCAAUUGAGAAUAAGUAAAUCUGCUUUAUGACUAGUAUAAAUAAACAGGUGUCGCUUAGGCUUUACAAAACUGGAUAAAAGGAAGGCUGCUGUAGUAUUAUGUGGGAGUAAACGAUUCCAUAAAAAACAUGAAGGCCAAGUGUCUCAGGUUUUCGCAGAAAGAGGUUCAUGAUGAAGAUCUAAGCUUCUUAGAUUGUACCAUUUCCAAUUAACGGUGUUUCUCCUGGUUUUCACCUCCACAGUAUGUCACUUUUGCCUUUCUGUGCUAAAAAUUCUGACAUCUACAGAUGGCAGCAGAAGUCCCUCGUGGCAUACUCAAGAAUAAUGGCUGGCAAGACAAUUCUACAAACCUCUAAACAUCGUCUAAGAAAUGAAUUUGAGCAUUGUGACAACGGCAACAUUACACACGUUUCCUAAGAAGAUUAAGCAUUUCAUUAUCAAACUAGGUGUGUUAUUUUCUGUCUUAAUUCUCAUAUUACUAAUAGUAUCUGAUUGAGAACUUGAGAAUGAAAUAUCUCUUUAUGAGAGUACAAUUCCCUUUAUAAUAUGUGUGCUCAGUAACAUGAUGCUGUUGUGGGUGGAAAAGAGUUCAUAUUUAUCUAAAGAAAAUAAAAAUACAGUUAAAUUCAUCUGAGAUGGUCCAUACUUGAUCCAAAUAAAGACCUGAUAAAAACA